AUGCUGGCUGCACCAUCCAAGCCAUGCCAUGUUACGAUCGUUCAUCGUCAUCCACCAUCAAAACUUUACUCAGAAGAAGAAAUGGUAGAUAAUAUUUGUUCAUCAUCAAGCGAUGAAGACAUAAAAUCAACCAAUCAUAACACUGAAAUUGAGUAUAAACAUGACGAUGAAAACCUACAAUCGGAAGAAUUUGAAGAGACACCAUUAUAUGCCGCUAUUUUAACUUAUUUAAGUUAUGCUAUACUUUGUUUGUUUGGUUGGUUACGAGACUUUCUUCGAGAUUCACACAUUGAAAAAAAACGCGGUGCUCUUGAUCCAAAUGCUACAUUAGGUUUCGUACCUUUGUAUCAAAGUUAUGAAUCAUUUUAUACACGAAAUAUGUACACACGUGUACGCGAUAUUUUUAAUCGACCAAUUGCUAGUGUACCUGGUGCACAAUUUGAAUUAACUGAACGUAUUUCAGAUGAUUAUAAUUGGACAUAUAGAUAUACUGGAAAAACAAUAAAUGCUAUCAAUUUAGGAUCGUAUAAUUAUUUGGGUUUCGCUGAAAAAUCAGGUCCAUGCGCUACAGAUGCUAUUAAUGCAAUUAAAACAUUUGGUGUUGGUAAUUGUAAUUCAAGAAUUGAAUUAGGUACACAGCGGUAUCAUGUUGAACUUGAACGAUUGCUUGCAGAUUUUCUUCAUGUUGAAAGUUCGAUUGCCUUUGGAAUGGGUUUUGCAACCAAUGCACUUAAUUUGCCCGCUUUGGCGUCUAAAGGAGAUUUAAUCUUAAGUGAUGAAAUGAAUCAUGUUUCACUCAUCCUAGGCAUGCGUUUAUCAGGUGCUACUUAUCAAACAUUUGCACAUAAUGAUAUGAAAGAUUUGGAAAAAAAAUUACGAGCGGCUAUUGUUCAUGGUCAUCCACGUACUAAUCGACCAUGGAAAAAAAUUAUUAUCGUUGUUGAAGGUGUCUAUAGUAUGGAAGGUUCAAUUUGUCGAUUGCCAGAAUUAAUGCAAUUAAAAAAAAAAUAUAAAGCCUAUUUAUAUAUGGAUGAAGCACAUUCAAUUGGUGCAAUGGGUAAACAAGGUCGUGGAAUUGUAGAUUAUUUCGGUGUUGAUGCAAAUGAGGUGGAUAUUUUAAUGGGAACAUUUACAAAAAGUUUUGGUUCAGCUGGUGGUUAUAUUGCGGGGAAAAAGUCACUUAUUGAUCAUAUUCGUGUGACUUCUCAUGCUAAUACUUAUGCUUCAAGUAUGUCAGCACCACUAGUACAACAAAUAAUGUCUUCUCUUAAACUUCUUAAAUGUCCAGAAGGUAAAAGACGUAUUUGUCAACUUGCUGACAAUACACGUUAUUUUCGACAGAAAUUAGUCGAUAUGGGUUUUAUUGUAUUUGGAAAUAAAAAUUCACCUGUUGUUCCUAUGUUAAUUUAUAUGCCUGCACGAGUAACUCGGUUUAAUCGAGAAAUGCUUCGUCGUGGUGUUGCUGUUGUUACUGUUGGAUUUCCCGCAACAAAAUUAUUAGAUGCUCGAGUUCGAUUUUGUAUAUCAGCGGCACAUACUCGACAGAUGCUUGACACUGCUCUAAUGGCAAUAGAUGAAGUCGGUACAGAUAUAUCACUACGUUAUUCAACACGACAUAAAUCUCGACGAUUAAGAGAGUUGUGA
Messenger RNA from Adineta steineri, 1644 nucleotides. The record is from the annotation of a GenBank genome assembly. Lineage: Eukaryota; Metazoa; Rotifera; Eurotatoria; Adinetida; Adinetidae.